UUUGUUCUUUCAUGUCGCUCUUUCACUUUUCUCUCCAUGAAAGAUUUAUGUAUGAGGCAUGCAUGAGGGAUACUAGUUUGCAAUCCAAUUUUAAAAUGCCUACUGGCGCAGUUUUGUAUGUUGCCGAUAUUUGCUGUUAUCGUUCGAUCGGAUAUGUCCGCUUUCAAUUGUUGUGAGCCGAAAUUCAGUUCAGUUCAGUUCAGUGUGACAAUGUGAUCUGCAUUGGCUAAGGCGUCUGAAAAUUUGGAACUGUUAAAAGGAAAACUUAUUUUCGUAUUAGAUUUAAUGCGUAAAAAUUUUUGAGUUUCCGGCUAUUAAUUUCCAAGUUUGAUUUAUAUUCAACAUGUAAGAACAUUAAAUAUGCAUUGUUAAGUAUGGCGAUAGACAGAAAUCUUAUACCGACGCGUUAAUGGCUGAUAUAAGGACAGAAAGUUCUAAUCAAAUUAACUCGUGCUGUUUCAAACAAUGAAUUUAAGUUCUUGCUCUGGUUUUCGGGAAAUAAGCCGCUGGAUAAUAAAUCUCUUGAAUUUUUCACUCCUCCUUUUGUCUUUUUGGAAUUUGUUUUCUAAGACUUGUUAAGAUAUACUGCGACACUACACGCGGAAACCGCCUUUCAUGAUAUACUUAAAUUCUCGUUAGUUCUCUCAGUUGCUCGUUUAUGUGUUGAAAUCUCUGGAAUCUCAACUCAGGUUGGAUAAACAUUAAAGGCAAUUUGUACGAAUGACUAAAGGAUAGAGUAAUGUGUACUAUUUUAAUGUAACAACCGCAAGAAUGUAUUCUUCAGUUUGUAAAGGUUGCCUAUAAGAGCCAGAUGUUUUCCUUUUUUUUCGCUGAUGUAGAAACUGAUAAGCGUUGCAAGGCCACAUUUCUCACCAUUAAUUGCGCGUGGUCAUCUCUGUUGCCACAUCGUUGUGUGUUCGUGAAGCAGUGUUAUGUUAUGCGUUAGCUUAAUUGUGUUUUGCGUGUUUCCGUUAGGGUCCAAUUUUGGCUCUAUAGCUCAAAGCUCUAAUUCGCUUUGUUGUCUUGUGGAAUUUUCCGCCGUCUACAGUCGGCUCCCUGAGGUUUAAAACGGGAAAUCAUCGCAGACCAAAAUAACUCCCCAUUGAGUGCUUUCAGUCACCGCAAACGAUAGUUUAAGACAACAAUGUAGAUUUUAAAGCUGUUAUCCGCUGGAUACCGCCUUUUCGUCGUCUAUUUUGAUGUUUUCUUAAGACAAAUAACUGUUCAGCUCGAGGAGAAACAACUAGUUCUGUCUGUUGCGGAGAUUGGUCUAUAAAUUUACGUUGUCAGUUUCCCCAUUUUUAUCAGUUUCACAUUUGUUUGCAGUAGUUUUUGUUUGUUAGAUUGUUCCUAUAUAUCUCAUGGCGGGUACGCCAAAACAUUAAAAAAAAUAAUAAUAACACGUUGUAACGAGAACUUUCUUCAUAUACCUGCACUUUUAAAACAUUCAAGGUCACUUUUGUCCGUACAGGUUUAUCGUAACACGAGUAGUAGGUAUCAAUUCACUUAAUUUACUGCUUACAUGACAUUAAAAUUUGCAAAACAACUGAUCCUAGACACGAAUAUUUUGUGUCUACCUUAAACAAUCGACAGCACGUUUCGUUUUUAAGGUGCGGAGAUUAUAUUCCCUGCACAUUGAAACGUUUUAAUCCAUGCACCGAAACUUGAAAGCAACAUUACUGUAUUCUGAAAUGGUUUAAGUGAUAAAUGUUUUAGUUUUAAAGUCAUCAAAAUUUCCUUUCUCAACUCAAACGAGCACAAGAUGACGAACAAUGUCUAAUGAAUGGUUUGACGCUCUUUCAGAGGCUUCAUCCGGGACCUUAGCAAUUUUCACUGCUGUUAGCGGCUUCAUAGUCCUGUUGUUGGUACGCUUGUGGAGAAAUUCGCGUUUCGCCAUGGAUCCACCGCCUGAGAUGCAAUCUGUAGAAAUAGAGGGUACUGACGGGGCAAGAAGGACCACGCUGACGACUGAAAUCGUAACACGACAAUACCCUGACGUCGGCACCGUUUACGAGAGCUUCCUCCUCGGUGUUAAAAUUUCAGGUGACGGUCCUUGUCUGGGGACUUGGGACCCAGACAUCAAGAAAUAUACGUGGCUUACAUAUAACCAGGUGAGUGGGACAUACACUGCGUCGUGUGUCGCAGGUGUUAAAAUUUCAGGUGACGGUCCUUGUCUGGGGACUUGGGACCCAGACAUCAAGAAAUAUACGUGGCUUACAUAUAACCAGGUUCAUGAGCGGGCGACCUACGUUGGCGCAGGCUUGGUUGCCAUUGGUUGUGAGCCCUCGCAAAAGACCUUCAUUGGUAUUUACGGACCUAACCGGGUGGAGUGGACCUUGACUGAUCUUGGCUGUCAGAUGUUUUCCAUGAUAUCAGUUCCUGUUUAUGACGCACACGGCACUGAAGAAUGUAUUUACAUUAUAAACCACGCUAAACCAGAGGACAUUUUAACUGUGUGUUACACAAGUGGGACAACUGGACCUCCUAAGGGAGCGAUUCUGACACAUGCCAAUCUCGUAGCUGAUAUCUCGGCUUACCGCGUACAUAUGCGUCAGACUGGAUUUGAGCUGACGCCUGAGGAUGUGCACCUGUCAUUUUUACCGCUGGCUCACAUGUAUGAACGAAUAAAUCACUUGAAUCUAUUACUGAGCGGAGCAAGAAUUGGGUACUACAGUGGGGACAUCAAACGACUGCUCGAAGACUGCAAAGAACUGAAGCCGACGAUUUUUUCAGCAGUUCCACGUUUACUGAACAGAAUCUAUGACAAGGUCAUGUCGGGAGUGUCCAAGAGCAAGCUAAAAAGGUGGAUUUUCCAAAUGGCGUUGAGGUCCAAAGAAAGUGAUCUUAAAAGGCGAAUCAUCAGCAAGAACACGAUAUGGGAUUACUUGGUCCUUCGUAAAGUACAGAAUCUUCUUGGAGGUCGUGUGCGAUAUAUGCCUUGUGGCUCAGCGCCCUUGUCAGCCAAAGUGACGUCAUUCAUUAGAUGCGUCAUGGGAUGUUACUUGACUGAGGGCUACGGUCAGACCGAGUGCGCAGCAGCUGCGACCUUUCAGUUGUAUAAUGACCUCACCACAGCCGGUCACGUGGGCCCUCCAGUUCCUUCUAACAUCAUUAAACUUGUGGACGUGGAAGAAAAGGCAUACUUCGCUAAAAAUGGGCAGGGGGAGAUUUGCCUUAAGGGUCCUAGCGUCUUCAAGGGUUAUCUUCACGACCCUGAAAAGACCGCUGAAACUAUCGACGAGGACGGUUGGCUCCAUACUGGUGACGUAGGAGAAUGGCUUCCGAAUGGAACUUUGAAAAUUAUCGAUCGAAAGAAAAACAUAUUCAAACUUUCCCAGGGUGAGUUUAUCGCUCCUGAGAAAAUUCAGAACGUGUACCUGCGCAGUCCUUUCAUAGCGCAGGUGUUUGUCUAUGGAAACAGUUACAAGUCCUUCCUCGUAGCGAUUGCUGUCCCGGACGCUGAAGUGCUUCAGACCUGGGCUAAGAGCAAUGGACUUGAAGGGGACAUUAAACAGCUUUGUCAAGAUGAGAUUGUGCACAAAGUUAUUUUUCAAGACAUGUUGGCAAAGGGUAACGAAGGAGGACUGAAUUCUUUAGAACAGGUUUCGCCCCGGGCGCUAAUUCGAGGAUUUACGGUAUACAUUGGUCUGUCUUGUUUAUUUGCUUUCUUGUUUUCCUUGAAAAUUGUGAUCGACAUUAAAGUGAACCAUUCUGUUAUAUCACAGGGUGAGUUUAUCGCUCCUGAGAAAAUUCAGAACGUGUACCUGCGCAGUCCUUUCAUAGCGCAGGUGUUUGUCUAUGGAAACAGUUACAAGUCCUUCCUCGUAGCGAUUGCUGUCCCGGACGCUGAAGUGCUUCAGACCUGGGCUAAGAGCAAUGGACUUGAAGGGGACAUUAAACAGCUCUGUCAAGAUGAGAUUGUGCACAAAGUUAUUUUUCAAGACAUGUUGGCAAAGGGUAACGAAGGAGGACUGAAUUCUUUAGAACAGGUCAAGAAAAUCUAUCUCCAUCCCGACAUAUUUAGUAUUGAAAACGGUCUGCUCACGCCCACCUUCAAAGCCAAACGGCCAGAGAUACUUCGCACGUUUAAAGAGGAAAUUGAGCGUCUUUACGAAGAGGUGGAAAUGGAGCUAACUGAGAAGACUAAGCAAGGAUGAGACGUUUAUUACUGAACCCUUAUCAAAAUCCCAAACCUAGUUUGGCAAAAUGUAAAUGACAUACUCUAACACGUAAUAUUACUGAUCGAUAGGUUUCAUGUACAGACGUACAUGUAUAGCGUAUCAAAGGGUACGAAACAAACAGGUUUUUACCUUGUGAAGUAUGUACAAGUAGAGAUGCCAUAUACAUCGGUAAGAAAGUGAGUGAGAUUGGGGUUUGAAAAACAUUAUUGUCAUUACUAUUAUAUUGCUGUUAUCAAGGUUGACCACUCAAAGUAUUUAUCGUUAAU
Orbicella faveolata is the source of this 4447-nucleotide messenger RNA. Its product is annotated as long-chain-fatty-acid--CoA ligase 1-like. Lineage: Eukaryota; Metazoa; Cnidaria; Anthozoa; Scleractinia; Merulinidae. Gene Ontology annotation, cellular component: endoplasmic reticulum; membrane. Gene Ontology annotation, molecular function: long-chain fatty acid-CoA ligase activity. The record is from RefSeq and is a predicted model, not a curated record. Gene Ontology annotation, biological process: long-chain fatty acid metabolic process.